AUGCAGAUUGGUGUCUAUGACACCACGGAGCUCUCGUUGAAACACAGGCGCGGAAUAGACAACGAGGUCCUUAAGACAUGCUUCCUCGAGGGCGACUACACCAAAUUGGCUUUCCUCUGCACUGACCGUGUCAUCGAGUUCCACGACAGGGGUGGUCGUUAUCACUCCAUCCGCAUUCCGAAGGCGGGGCGUGAUAUGAUAUACGUAUCAGACAAUGCCUCCCUUUUUGCGGUUGCCUCCUGCAACGAGGUAUAUCGCCUCAACCUUGAGUACGGUGCUUUCGAAGAGCCAUUCAAAUCGGUGUGCUCGUAUUUGAAUUGCGUUGCUGAAAACCCAAUCCUGCCACUUAUAUCUACAGGCGGCGAAGGCGCUGUUCUGGAAUGCUGGGACCUCCGCUCCAACAAGUCGGCGUCUAGACUGCACUGCGCAAGUGAUGACGAUGGAAGCGAUGACAGCGUUACGUGUUGCGCCUAUUCUGCCAAUGGGAUGAAGGUGGCUGUCGGCACCAGCUCAGGGUGCCUCCAGCUCUACGAUAUCCGCAACACCAAACCGCUUUGGGAAAAAAGGCAUGUUAACGAGGCGCCUGUGAACAAUAUCGAGUGGGUGAACUCGCUUAACCAUGCGUCAACUGGUGUCGGCCAGGAUGCGCUUAUUGCGUGGUCAGACCACAAAAGCGUAAGGGUGCAGAACACCCACGAUGGCGAGUUCGUGGCAUCAAUCGAAGGAUUAGUGACCGACAAGGCGAACAAUACCAGUAAAAUCAACUCGUUCCGAUUUUACCCUGAUACGGGUAUCUGCUUCGUAGUGGGUGAUCACACCCGUGUUGGUACCUACUUCAUUCCAACUAUCGGCGCAGCACCCAAAUGGUGCUCUUUCCUGGAGAACAUCACGGAAGAGAUGGAGGCGCCGUCGGCGGCCGACGCUGGCGUUGCCGCUGGAGCCACGAAACAGGCCUACGAGGACUUUGUGUUCGUUACCCGGCAGCAGCUUGAGGAGAUUAAUGCUGCCGAGCUCAUCGGCACAAACAUGGUCAAGGAUUACAUGCAUGGAUACUUCAUUGACAGUGACGUCUAUCGCAAGCUCAAGAGCGCCUCGUCGGACUUUGACUACGAAGCGUACCGGAAGAAGAAGAUACAGGAGAAGAUCGAUGCCAAGCGGCAAAUGCGUCUGCCUCUGCGGCAAAAGAAGACGCAGGUUGUCAACGAGGAGCUCGCGGAGAAGCUGCGCCAGACUGCAGAGGCCGUUGGGAAGAAGGGACUCUCCAAAAAGGAGAGAGAGCAGGCGCUUAGCGCCAAGGCUGCGCUGCAAGACGACCGCUUUGCACGCAUCUUUACGGAUGAGAACUUUGCAAUCGACCACGUGGAGGCAGCCGAAGUAUCGGCUAAGCGCAAAUACCUCACGGCACCAAGCAAACGCAAGUAA
Babesia ovata is the source of this 1422-nucleotide messenger RNA. Its product is annotated as nucleolar 10. The record is from RefSeq and is a predicted model, not a curated record. Bases 1 to 1422 code for a protein of 473 amino acids. The transcript has 5 exons. Gene Ontology annotation, cellular component: nucleolus; 90S preribosome; small-subunit processome. Gene Ontology annotation, molecular function: protein binding. Gene Ontology annotation, biological process: maturation of SSU-rRNA from tricistronic rRNA transcript (SSU-rRNA, 5.8S rRNA, LSU-rRNA). NCBI's taxonomy places the organism in Eukaryota, Apicomplexa, Aconoidasida, Piroplasmida, Babesiidae.